Wyeomyia smithii (pitcher-plant mosquito) is the source of this 2962-nucleotide messenger RNA. RefSeq names its product protein lozenge. Gene Ontology annotation, molecular function: DNA-binding transcription factor activity, RNA polymerase II-specific; RNA polymerase II cis-regulatory region sequence-specific DNA binding; ATP binding. Lineage: Eukaryota; Metazoa; Arthropoda; Insecta; Diptera; Culicidae. Bases 1061 to 2614 code for a protein of 517 amino acids. The record is from RefSeq and is a predicted model, not a curated record. The transcript is spliced from 7 exons. Gene Ontology annotation, biological process: regulation of DNA-templated transcription. Gene Ontology annotation, cellular component: nucleus.
CAUGCCAGAGCUCAAACCGCUUCUUCUCGCCGCACAUUGGGGGCGAGGAUUUUGUGGUUGCGUACGCUUUGUGUCUUUUCCCAUUCAUCAGUUCUCGGCUGUUGCUGGACGUAGCGAGACACGGUUCUCCACUCACGGUUCAAGUUCAAGCGCUCUCUGCGGCAGGCAGUGAAAACGGUUUCGUUGUGUGGCGUGCAUUCGCGGUUUGUUGCGCGGUUUUUCGGACGAAGAAACCAAGUGGUAGUGCAUUGCAGUGCUGCUCUAGUGAAUUUUUGGUGGUGCGGUGUAAGGGUGGGGUAGUGGUACAGUGGUACAGUGGUAAAACGCCCAUCAGGCUAAAUGCGGUUAUCCUGAACUUGAACUGCGAUCGAACAGUCCGCCAACGACAACGUAAGGAGAAAGCUCCCAGUCCAGCCGCCGCCUCAUCACCCGGGCAAGUGACACGAUUUUGCGACUCCCGUUGGCAAACCGCAAGGGGUUCGUCGUCGAUUGUGCCGGAUUUUGUCGGGACGAUCGAAGGAAGAUCGGAAGAUUGACUGAGAUAGUGGCAUUUGGGGCGGAACGUAUGUCCUAAUUUAACACUAGUGGAGCUGACUGACUCGACAUUACGAAAUGCCAACUCAGUUCCUGGUGAAAAUUGAAAUAGUGGUUAGCGAAGUGAGCCCAUCCGCGCAUUUGUGUCAGUGAUAACGCCGCCAAUUCAUCCAUCCAUCCUUCCGUCGGAAAAACGCACAACUGAAUCACGCGCGGAAGAGUUGUUAUGUACCUAUCUAUAUCAUAAUCUCGUGGCAGUUAGUUGACCGUCAAAUGAACUUACCCGUAUGACUAAUAAUCGAUUGUGUUAAUAAAGCGCGACAGUGAAGAAAGAUUGUAAAUGAAAGAGUCGUGAAAAUAGUUGAUAUUCUGAAGGUGUGCACGACGUGUCCUCGCGCGAUCGCAAAUUGCCGUGAGUAAUCCGCGAUAUCGUGUGCAAACGGUACCAACCAACGCGCGCAAUUGACGAGUUUGACUGAUCCACCGAAAAAAAGCCUUCAAAAUUGCUCCCAAAACGUCGUUCCGAAUGCAUUUGCCCAGCGGUGGACCAACAGCAAUCACAUCGAGUGGCACCGCUAGCAGCAAUAACGUGAACGCGACACCGACGGCCGCCGCUGCGACCGAUUGGGACUCCCUUGUGUACAAGGGCGACGGGGAGAUGCUGGAGCCACCCGCCGGAAGUAACAACAAUGCGGAAAAUAGUUCCCCCAGUCCGGGGGGAUCCGGUGACAUGUGGUGGCUGGAGCGGAUGGUGCUGGAAGCGCAGCAGGAAUAUCCGGGAGAACUAGUUCGAACCGGUAGUCCGUACUUCCUCUGCUCGGCGCUGCCAAAUCACUGGCGAUCGAACAAGACGCUUCCGAGCGCCUUCAAAGUGGUCUCCCUCGGAGACGUCUGCGACGGGACGAUGGUGACGAUUCGGGCCGGUAACGAUGAAAAUUUUUGUUCCGAACUGCGAAACUGCACAGCUGUGAUGAGGAAUCAGGUGGCCAAAUUCAACGACCUCCGGUUCGUGGGACGAAGCGGACGAGGGAAAAGCUUUACGCUGACAAUAACCGUUUCUACAACACCUCCCCAAGUGACAACCUACGGAAAGGCGAUUAAAGUUACCGUAGAUGGACCACGGGAACCCCGCUCGAAGACCAAUAUGCCUCAACUGCGACCUCCACCUCUGCACCGGUUUCUCGAGCAGCCCGCCUUCAGCCACUUCCCGGCCCGGUUCAACGCCAGCUCCGGCAAGGGUUCCCUCAAUUCUUACAGUCCAAGUACAAAUCAUCACCACGGCAGCAACAGUGGCAGUUCCAGUUUGAACACCAGUGUCGAGUCGUCCAGCGAUUACAAGCCGAACAUUACCCUGCCAGAUUACAGCAACGCGACAGAUUGGCCUAAUGGACUAAAUGCUUCCUCAUCGUCGGCUUAUGUCAGCAACUAUUCGCCAAUGCAAACGACGCCGCCUUCCUACGCUGGGUACGAUCCAUGCCCGAUGGCAGAACACCCGAACUACAAUCUUCCAACAGUUCUUCCAGAUUCAGCACAAACUUACCAGGACUAUUACAGCCUUCCACCGGCUUCCAGUACGACACCCCACCAAACAAUGGCACAUGGGUACGUUUCGAAGACGACGGAUUUGGACGGUUCCUACGGACCCUACAGCCAGUGGGCCAACGGCUACGGAAGCUAUCAGUAUAACUCCGCCUGCCCACCACCGUUGCCACCGCCACAAUCGCAAUACCCACCGGCAACACCGGCGAUGGUUUUGUGUCCGCAAAUGUUCAGCACCGUUAAUCAGAACCAAAUUCACGUGCACCUGCACGGAACGGGUAGUGAAAAGUUAGAGCAGUAUCUUGGCGGCACGGAGAAUGGGUUUACUAUCAAUCCUAUUCCCCCGGGUGGUGUUGGAAGCAGAACGUCGGCUUCCGCUGUUGAAAUCGGUAUCGGAACUCACGACAACAGUUUGAUGAGUCACGACGGAAAUCAGCAACCACCGCAGCAGCAACAUUCCGGUGACGUCGUCAGUGAUCCUCAGGAAACCCGCGAGGAAUCGGUUACCGGUGAUCCGAGCAGCGUUUGGCGGCCCUACUGAUGCUACGAGUUCUAAUUUAGACUGAUUCGAGAAUGAUUUCAUUAUUUAGAGGUGGCAUAUAUUUUCACUAUGCCAUGACGGAACGAUAAGAAGAAGUACCGAUCGCUCAAACUUCUUUGGUUUUAGACGUACACGUACUCUCACUCUCUCUAGUAGGUUAUUUAUCUAGAAUAAUUUAAAUAAAUUCUGUUCCCAGCGACAGAUUUUGGUUAUCUGAAGAAGUCUACAUCCAUAUCAAUGAACAAAAUGCAACAAAUUAAUGUAACCUGUCUUCUGUAGGAAAAAAAUGUAUAUGGUAGAAAAUAUGAAAAACCUAGACUCUAGAGCACAGUAGUUGAACGUUGAAUU